AUGCACAGAAUUUUCUUUACCCAUCCAACAAUAGCUGACAAUGGCUUGUAUCCAAGAUCUUGGGGAAAGGUGUUGGACGAUCAUUGUAAAUGUGUUAAGCUUUCACAUAGCUCUUCAGAAUUCAAAGAGGUAGAGAAAACAUUUAUUCAAAGAAUUAAUCACAGCCAUCCAACUGCUCAAGUAAUCGACAUUGAAAGAGUGGAAAAUGCCAAGUUAUGGAGAGCUUUCUCAAUUAAGAAAUCAGAAACCAUUCACAAGAAUCAAAAUAUCAAAGCUGAAAAUCAAGUGAAAACACUCUACCAUGGAGCUGAAGAAACAGCAGUCGAUGCCAUCACCAAAACAGGAUUUGAUUAUAGACGAUGCCAAGUUGGACAUUAUGGACAUGGAAAUUAUUUUGCAGUCAAUGCUAGUUAUAGUCAUGGUUAUGCCAAGCCAUCAACUUCUGAUGGUAGUAGAAGGAUAAUUGUUUGUAAGGUAGUUGUUGGAGAAUCUCUCAGAGUAGCACAGAAGGAUAAUACUCUGAGAAGACCUCAGGAUAAGACAACAGGUAAAAUGUAUGAUUCAGUACAGGGAGGACCAACAGGAACUGAAUAUGUAGUAUUCGAUAACGAAUCUCCAUAUCCUGGAUAUAUUGUAAUUUACAAAUAA
Messenger RNA from Naegleria gruberi, 648 nucleotides. RefSeq lists its product as uncharacterized. The transcript has a single exon. Lineage: Eukaryota; Heterolobosea; Eutetramitea; Acrasida; Naegleriidae. Gene Ontology annotation, molecular function: NAD+ poly-ADP-ribosyltransferase activity. Bases 1 to 648 code for a protein of 215 amino acids. The record is from RefSeq and is a predicted model, not a curated record.